CUGGUGAUGUGCCAGCUAUCAACUGCCUCCCAGAUGGUGUGCUAUUUUACCAACUGGUCCCAGUACAGACCUGGGACUGGCAAAUACAUGCCCCAAGAUGUGGAUCUUUUCCUGUGCACCCAUCUGAUUUAUGCUUUCUCCAUCAUCAGCAACAAAAACGAGUUGGUUACCUAUGAAUGGAAUGACGAGACCCUGUACAAGACCUAAGGCCUGAAGAGCAAGAACCCCAGUCUGAAGACCUUACUGGCUGUUGGUGGAUGGAACUUUGGCUCAACUCAGUUCUCCAUCAUGGUGUCCACACCUGCCAACAGUCAAACCUUCAUCCAGUCCUCCAUCAAAUUCCUGAGAACUCAUGGAUUUGAUGGUCUGGAUCUGGACUGGGAGCACCCUGGAUCUCAUGGGAGUCCCCCAGUGGACAAGAUGAGGUUCAGUCUGCUCUGCAAGGUGGAACUUGUUGAAGCCUACGCAGCUGAGGCCAAGUCCACCAGCAAUCCUCAGCUCAUGGUAACUGCUGCAGUGUCUGCUGGAAAGGGAACCAUCGAUGCUGGAUAUGAGAUUGCUGAGAUUGCCAAGCAUCUGGACUUCAUCAAUGUGAUGACCUAUGACUUCCAUGGGGCUUGGGAGCAGUUCACUGGUCACAACAGCCCACUGUACCGCGGCUCACAUGACACUGGUGACCUCAUCUACUUCAACACUGACUAUGCCAUGAAGUACUGGAGAGACAACGGCACCCCAGUGGAGAAGCUGAUGUUGGGAUUUGCUGCUUAUGGUCGUACCUUCCAUCUGACAUCAUCCAGCACUGGCGUUGGAGCCCCAGCUAGCGGUGCUGCAUCAGCCGGCCCAUUCACACAUCAAGCUGGAUUCUGGUCCUACUAUGAGGUCUGCACCUUUCUGAAGGGUACCACCAUUCAGUGGAUUGAGGACCAGAAGGUUCCCUAUGCCAGCAAGAACAAUGAGUGGGUGGGAUUUGACACCAGGGAGAGCUAUGAGAUCAAGGUCCAGUACAUGAAGGAUAUGAAGUACGGCGGUGCCUUUGUGUGGGCCUUGGAUCUGGAUGACUUUAAAGGAGAGUUCUGUGGACAGGGAAGCCAUCCUCUGCUGUCCCAUCUGCGUAAACUCAUCGAUGUUGAGAUGCCUCCACUUCCAUUAACCACAACCAAGAAACCUAGUGUUACUACUACAGCAUCAGCCACUACCACAACCUCCAAACCUGCUGUUACCACUGCGGCACCAACCUCCACAGCAACCCCCAAACCCAGUGGUACCACCAAUGCUCCAUCCACCAAGACAACUGUCCCUAUCCCAGGACGGGGCUUCUGCAAAGACAAGGCCGACGGCAUGUACAACAACCCAGCUGACAACGCCAACUUCUACAUGUGUGCGGGAGGCCAAACCUUUCUGAGCACAUGUGCAAAUGGUACCAUCUUUGAUGACAGCUGCAAGUGUUGUUCGUGGCCCUAA
Molecule: messenger RNA, 1461 nt
Organism: Anarrhichthys ocellatus (wolf-eel)
Lineage: Eukaryota; Metazoa; Chordata; Actinopteri; Perciformes; Anarhichadidae
Product: acidic mammalian chitinase-like
Biological process (GO): carbohydrate metabolic process
Cellular component (GO): extracellular region
Molecular function (GO): hydrolase activity, hydrolyzing O-glycosyl compounds; chitin binding
Source: RefSeq, a predicted model, not a curated record